Molecule: messenger RNA, 1174 nt
Organism: Myzus persicae (green peach aphid)
Lineage: Eukaryota; Metazoa; Arthropoda; Insecta; Hemiptera; Aphididae
Exons: 2
Coding region: 341-706 (121 amino acids)
Source: RefSeq, a predicted model, not a curated record
AGGCUCUGAACUACAUCGUGACCACGCUAACGUGAAUCAGUCAUGCUUUGAACGCUGUUCUCGUACAGACUUGUUUUCCUCUCGUAACUGUCCGGUGUUUUUGAAAAUACAAUAAUAUUAUAUUAUAUCGAUACAUGCACUAAAUAAUAUAUGUUAAAUGCAAUUUAAUUUUAUACUUCAAAGUUCAAACUGUACAAUGAUUUUAUAGAUUGUAUAGACCAUAUAUACUUAUGACACGCAGUACAUUUUUAAUUUAAAUCAUCAUUUAUAUUAAUUCGGUUUGUCAUAAGUACACUGUGGAACGUAAUAAUAACUAUAGUUCCUAAAUGUCAAUAUUUAAAUGUUCUGUUACAUUGUGAAGUAUCUGCAGAAUGUCUCUGAAAUGAUGGUGUUGGCGUUGGUUACUCCUUCCGGCCGAGGUGGACUAUGCACGUCCGUGCACUUUUGCUUGGCGCUGUUGGCCGUGUGCCAAUGUCUGUCCGGGACACCAACCACGGCAUCGACAGCCCGCCAUUGGAGUUUGGCAGAAUUGUCGGUGACAUCUAGCGAGCUGCCAAAACAGAUACCGGCGCCGCCUUACCCUGUACAGCAGAGGAUUCAAUCGACUCCGCACUACGACCAACAGCUCAAAUUGCCAUCGGGAAACGGUGUAGGUUCGCGGAACCACCGCUAUCCGUGGACCCGACCGACGGCGUCGAUUAUUUGAGCCGAUAGAUUACAUUACCUAUUACUCAUAUACACCAUCAUUAUUAUUGCUUUGUCAACAAUUUCAUCGCUACCUACAUUGAUAAUCACUAUUUCGAAAUCAGGAAUCGGAACUGAACCGAAAUGUGCCGGUUCCUUACAGAUUUAUUCGUCAUAUAAUAUUAUGGAUCCAAUAUAGGUUGAGCCUUCACUUUAACCAAAACACACAAGACGCAGUAAAGUUCUAAACCGAUCCAACUUCCUUGAGCUACAAGUACCUAAUCCGAACUUUUAGUAGGCAUGUCAAUCAUCCGUCUUAAAAGCAAAAGAAGCGAGAAUAACCAAUCCGAAAUCGGAACAAAUCUGCAAAUCAAAUUAUAUAAAAGGUUCCAGUUCCUGAAUCACUUACAUACUAAAGUCGGAUUAACAAUAUUAAACCAUUGUUAUUCCUAUUUGGCAUUUUUAAUUGUUAAUUGUCAUAACUGAUAAA